AUAACUUUUGGUAUUUUUUGAGCCCAUCUCUUUCUCGAUGACCACGAAACGAUUAUUGGUGCUUAGUCGGGGGCAUUCCCGGAAAUUACUUUCAUUUGAACUGCUGCUUAGAGAAGUCUAACAAAUUUGAAGCUCUAAAAAAUUAUAAAAUGGCCCAGAAUCAAAGACUUAGUGCUAAAGAAUUCCAGAAAAAUUUUGCAGAAUCUCUUAGCUGCAACGACGAACUUAUCUGGGACUUAGUGCCAGAAAAUCAACCAGAUUUGUUGAAGAAGAAACUUAAGGAAUUGAUACCCGAUCAUCAGACGCGCUCCAAAAAAACUCAGGACGCUGUAUUUACUUCUCUAUGGAAUCAAAGAAAAUACACAAACGGACAAUCGCUGACUGCCAUUAUUUAUGUAGUUGUGGUCCCAGAGGAAAAAAAUUUUGAAAAUGCUGAGAUAAGCACAAAUUUCUCCUAUCAUCCAGUGAUCCGUGCCCGCCGCUGCAUAUAUGGAACCAGCAGCUCCCACUGCUGCAAUUUGUUUGUUGAUGAAAACGCACGCGUCUACCAAAAUUGGGGACAUUAUGUGGCUACCAAUAAGUUGCCUCCCGGUACCAUGGUGGCCCCCAAAUCCGGAAUUUACAAGUUGGUGGAAGGCGAGGUGAGCCUGGAGAAAUUUGUAACACCAGCGGGCAGUGCCGGUAGAAAAGCUCUUCACGUUCUUGAUACUAGCGUUGCAAUUGGAGGAUUUGCCUCUGCGGGAGUCUCAAUUGUGGCAGCAACUUGUGUGUUUCCCUUCGCGGCUCCUCUGAUGGGCAUUGCCGGACUCGUCGGCCUGGGCACUGCCACAUAUGCGACGACCAGGUCCAGUAUCAGACUGGCGGAUCGCUCCAAACACGAGCAAUCGAUCAAACUGACUGAUCGAGAGGCGCGCGGACACUGGCUGAAUACAAUGGCCGGUGUCGUAGGAAUAGGUGCUGCCGGGGUCACAAAAGCCGUGGGUUUGGCAACAAUCGCUGGAAAGGAAGUUGGGAAGGUCGCUCAAAUGACAGUCAAUGGAGUGAACAUAACUUCGAUUGCAGUUUCCGGAUCAAGUGUGGCAAAUGGCGUUGUGGACAUUAUUAUAAAAGCUAUGGACGGGGAGGACAUCACUGCCAUGGAUGUGCUUCAGUUGUCCGCUUCGCUGGUAUUGUUCACCCACAGCAUCCACAAUUUCAAACUGGCCUCCACCAUCAUUAGGGAGGCCGCCAAUGGAAAGAUAGAUGGCUUUCGAAAAACCCUUAGUGAAAGUCAAAGGAUUUCAUUUGAUAAGUACCUUGAGACGACAGUGUCUAUAAGGGGAGAAACCAAGGGAAUAUUGGAUAUCAUACGCUGCAUUAAUGAUACGCCAUCCCACCACGAAUUGAGAUCUUUAUUUAUGAGCCCUAAAGGUGUAAAAAAUACCGUAAAUAUCUCUUGUUCCAAUUUGAAACUUGGGCUGUUACUAACCGAGUGCAUAGUGACGAUUGGAAAGACAUCCUUUAAUCUUAAGGAUUAUGGGGAAGCUAUCUUGAAGAACGUGGUCAAUGCCGAGUCAUUCGAAAACAUAGUUCGCGUCGUGGCCGAAUCUGUGGUUCCAAAUGUUUUUAAUUUAAUCAUGAACAUGACUGAAACUUUCCUAAACCUAAUGCUCAAAGAGCUGACCGAGUUGUUAAAAUUCUUCAUUUCGACUGAGUCUGUGCUUUUCCGUAUGAUGGAAACGGUAUUGAACGACUAUCGGGAAAAGUCUUACCAAUUUAUAGAAGCACACACUUUGCCAAUUAUGGAAAAAAUAAAGCGUCAAUUUUUAUCGCUUAACCCAAGCAACUAUAUUAUCCCACGUAAGAAGUGCGAGGUCUGCGACGGUUACUAUACUAUUUGCCCUCUGUAGUGGAACGACAAAUUAACUCUAUUUAUAAAAAUAAAAUAUUAUAUAUGUUUAAGACAUUGAUAUGUAUUAAUUUUUGACACAAAUAAAUAUUUCUGAAAUAUAGGCUGGAAAUAUAUAUUUAACAGAUUGUUAGAAUUCUAUUAAAUCCGAAAUGGCAAA
Molecule: messenger RNA, 2048 nt
Organism: Drosophila ananassae
Lineage: Eukaryota; Metazoa; Arthropoda; Insecta; Diptera; Drosophilidae
Exons: 7
Coding region: 150-1889 (579 amino acids)
Source: RefSeq, a predicted model, not a curated record